Molecule: messenger RNA, 6850 nt
Organism: Capsicum annuum
Lineage: Eukaryota; Viridiplantae; Streptophyta; Magnoliopsida; Solanales; Solanaceae
Biological process (GO): recognition of pollen; protein phosphorylation
Molecular function (GO): calcium ion binding; ATP binding; protein serine/threonine kinase activity
Source: RefSeq, a predicted model, not a curated record
AUUUGAGAGUCUGAAGAAGAAUUCAGCUUUGUUGGGACUUCAAGAUUUGAGUGAUGAUGAUCUUAGGUGUAUGGUUAAAGAAGGUGAUUUUGAUUGUGAUGGAGCUCUUAAUCAGAUGGAGUUUUGUGUGUUGAUGUUUAGAUUGAGUCCUUAGUUAAUGGAGGAGUCUCAGUUUAUGUUGGAUGAAGCUCUUCAUCAGGAGUUUGUAGAUUCUUGACUUUUUGUUCUAACAUUGCCUAUUUAGUUCUAAAGAUUGUAACUUGUUGUCUUUUAUACUUGCCUCUAAUGAAAACAUGUGUAAUACAUUGCAAAAACAAUUAUAGAAAGUGGUAUUAAUGGAGAAACUUCUUGUUUUAUCAGUUCUCCCUAUUGUCUAUUUGUCUCAACCAAUGAGUACUUUUUUCAUUUUUCCUAAUAAUUUAAUCAUAUUCAAGUAGUUGUUGCCUCUUAUGGCUUGAGUAAUUAGGUGGGGAUGAUUUGAUAGGCCAGUUGUGUGCACCCAAGGGUGUGGCCCAGUGGUCAAUGAAGUGGUCGAGAACCAUGAGGUCGAAAUCACAUCUGUCCUAGCCUUGAUGGAUAGAGUUACCCUUGGUGCUGAUGCUGGUGGACAGAGUUACGCGAGUUGUGUAAAGGAUUUUAGUUCUAAGCUGAAACCUUUUUAGAAUUUUGUGGCAAUACGCAUGAUGAGGAUAUGAAAUGAGCUUAAAUGAAGAACCGGGGAUUCAUACAGCCAACCCUAACUUGUUUGGGUUGAGGCGUAGUUGUUGUUGGUAUUGUGCAAUGUACAGCUCAAAAUCUCUCUUUAUUUCGAGUUUCGGUGCUUCUUUCUCUUAUGAGCAAUUAUAUGUAUUUCGAGUCAAUGACAAUUAUUUCUCAGCUUGUGGAAUAUAGGUAGAAUUGGAAUGAGGUUAGAGUCAAUGGGUCAAUAUCUCAUUAGUCACUAUCCAUGGAGGUAAAGACAAAGACUAAAGUUGUGGAAAUGUGAGGUUCUAGUGAAAAACUCGUUGCGUUGACGGACUAAUAGACAUGCCGGUCAAGAACAAAACUGCAAAAUCUUGUGGCUAUUCUCUCACCAAGAUGAGAAAAGGACCACAAGUUUUAUGAUAAAAUCCUUAUAAGUCAUACACUGAUAAUUCCUACAAGUUUUCUCAGCCUUUGAAUAGUCUUAGUUACAAGAAUGCAUCAAUUACUUUCAUUGAGUAAUCAUUAACAAUUCUGUUACUAUUUGAAUUUGUGUAUUUUGAUUGGGAAUAGACUUUAUUAAUCACUAUUCUUGUAAGCUGACAUUCCAGACCUAUGAAAGUUCUUUGGUUUAUUUCCUAUUGUGCUUAUUUACUCGGUUUACUGGGGAGAAUAUGUGCAAUGUCACAUAGUAUCGGUCAAUCUCAAUUUCUAAGUGAUGGUGAGAGCUUAGUUUCUGAAGGGGGAACAUUUGAACUUGGUUUCUUCAGUCCAGGCAGUUCAACACAUCGGUACUUGGGCAUAUGGUACAAGAAUAUUCCCGUCAGAACUGUCGUUUGGGUGGCAAACAGGAAAACCCCUAUUAAAGAUCGUACUGGAGUAUUCCUGAUAAACAGCACAGGUAGUAUCGUGGUUACCAGUAGGACUAGUGGAGUUAUUUGGUCAACAAAUUCAUUCAAGGAUGCUAAAGCUCCUGUUUUACAGCUUUUAGAUUCAGGGAAUCUUAUCCUAAGAGACGAGAAGGGUAGUAACUCGGAUGUUUAUCUGUGGCAGAGCUUUGAUUAUCCUUCUGAUACACUGUUACCUGGAAUGAAGCUUGGAUGGGAUUUACGAACGGGUCUUAGCAGACAGCUCUCUUCGUGGAGGAACUCAGAUGACCCUGCCCCUGGAGAACUAAGUAAUGGGAUAGAGCUUCAUGAAUUUCCCGAGGCAGUUGUUUGGAAGGGCUCCAGGAAGUACUUCCGUGGCGGUCCAUGGAAUGGAGAGCGAUUUAGUGGUGCUCCUGAUUUAAAGGUGAACCCGAUAUAUGAUUACAGCUUCAUCUCUAACAAAGAUGAAGUUUACUACACCUACCAGCUCAAGAACAAGUCAGUCUUUUCAAGGUUGAUCUUGAACGAUACAGCUUCUUCUCGGCAACGGUAUGUGUGGGUGGAAGCUAGUCUAGCCUGGAUGCUCUAUUCAUCAGUGCCACAUGAUUAUUGUGAUACUUAUGGUCUUUGUGGUGCAAAUACAGUUUGCGUAAUCACCGACUCACCUAUGUGUCAAUGCUUGGAUGGUUUUAAACCAAAAUCACCAGAUAGCUGGAACUCGAUGGACUGGUCGGAGGGAUGCAUUCUUAGCAAGCCAUUUAGCUGUCAGAAUAAGGAAGUCUUUGUUAAAUUUUCCGAGCUGAAACUACCAGAUACUACCAAAUCUUGGGUAAGUGAUACUAUGAAUCUUCAAGAAUGCAGGGAAGCAUGCUUCAAAAAUUGUUCAUGUAUGGCUUACUCAAACUCAGAUAUUAGAGGACGAGGAAGUGGAUGUGUCCUUUGGUUCAAUGAUCUGAUUGAUAUUCGGCAGGUUUCAAAUGGUGGCCAGGGUCUCUAUAUACGGAUUGAGGCGUCAAAACAAGCCGGAAGGCGUGUGGUUAAUGCAGUCUUAUAUAGUCUAAUCACCGUGGCUGUGCUUUUUGGGUUGGUUCUCUUCUGCUACUAUCUUUCUCGGAGGAAGACGAAGGUUAGAGGGAUAACCGGACAAGAUGAGUGGACCCGUGAAGAACCAAAAGAAGACCUAGACCUACCAUUUUUUGACUUGGCAACAAUGGCUAAUGCUACUGAUAACUUUUCGUUAAACAAUAAACUUGGUGAAGGAGGGUUUGGACCUGUUUACAAGGGAACACUAGCAGAUGGACAGGAAAUCGCUGUGAAGAGGCUUUCCAAGAGUUCUGGACAAGGAUUGAAUGAAUUCAAAAAUGAAGUAAAGCUGAUAGCAAAACUUCAGCACCGAAAUCUCGUAAAGCUCGUUGGUAGUUGUAUUGAUGGUGACGAGAAGAUGUUGAUCUACGAAUACAUGGCUAAUGGGAGCUUGGAUUCUUUUGUUUUUGAUCAAACAAGGUGGAAACAAUGUGGCUGGUCGAAAUUCUUCCAGAUCAUCGAUGGAAUUGCACGUGGUCUUCUCUACCUUCACCAGGAUUCAAGAUUGCGAAUUAUUCACCGCGAUCUAAAAGCAAGUAACGUAUUACUUGAUGCUGAGCUGAAUCCGAAGAUUUCAGACUUUGGUUUGGCUAGAACCUUUCAAGGAGAUCAGUGCGGAGACAGCACAGAAAGGGUCGUUGGAACUUUUGGCUAUAUGGCUCCGGAAUACGCACUCUAUGGUCUAUUUUCAGUAAAAUCUGAUGUCUUCAGUUUCGGUUUGCUGUUGCUGGAAAUAAUAAGCGGAAAGAAGAACAGAUGCUUCCUUCAUCCACAUAAUCAUCACGGUCUUAUAGAAUACGCAUGGAGAAUGUGGACAGAAGGAACACCCCUCGCGUUAGUUGAUUCCUCAUUAGAGGACUCAAGCUCUAUGUUGGAAAUAUCGCGGUGCAUUCAUGUAAGUCUGUUAUGCAUCCAGCAGAGUCCUGACGACAGACCAAACAUGUCAGCGGUGGUUCUGAUGUUGAAUGGAGAGAGUACACUCCCACAGCCAAAACAACCCGGUUUCCUGAGAGACGUGAUACCAUCUGAAAUUAUUACUACUUUACGGUCUGAGUAUGACUCCUGCACUGCGAAUGAGAUUACAUUUUCCUCGUUUGGAGCUCGUUUGGAUACUACUACAACUUCAAGAAAAUCCAACUUCAAUGAUUUGUUGCCACUUAUGGCUGAAAAACUAGGUGGGGUUGGUUUGAUUGAUGAGUUAUGCAAAGGGUUUGAGUUAUUAAUGGAUAGGAAUAAAGGGGUCAUUACAUUUGAGAGUUUGCCGAAGAAUUCAGCUUUGUUGGGACUUCAAGAUUUGAGUGAUGAUGAUCUUAGGUAUAUGGUUAAAGAAGCUGAUUUUGAUGGGAGAACAUGUGCAGGAUCCGUUAGCCUCCGUCAAUCUCAAUCUCUAAAUGAUGGUGAGAGCUUAAGUUCUGAAGUGGGAACGUUUGAGCUUGGUUUCAUUAGUCCAGGAAGUUCGAAAGAUCGAUUCUUGGGCAUUUGGUAUAAGAAUAUCCCUGUAAGGACUGUUGUUUGGGUGGCAAACAGGAACACACCGAUUAGAGAUCGUACUGGAGAAUUGACGAUUAACAGCACGGGCAGUGUUGUGGUUACCAGUAGGAUUAGUGGUGAUAUUUGGUCGACAAGUUCAUUCACGAAUGCUAAAGCUCCUGUUUUACAGCUUUUAGAUUCGGGGAAUCUUAUCCUAAGAGACGAGAAGGGCAGUAACUCGGAUUUUGGUUGGGAUUUACGAACGGGUCUUAAUAGACAGCUCUCUUCGUGGAGGAACUCAGAUGACCCCUCCCCCGGAGAACUAAGUAACGGGAUAGAGCUCCAUGAGUAUCCUCAGGCGGUUAUAUGGAAGGGCUCCAGAAAGUACUUCCGCGGUGGUCCAUGGACUGGAGAUAAAUCUAGUGGUGCUCCUGAAUUGAGGGUGAAUCCGGUAUUCGAUUACAGCUUUAUAUCUAACAAAAAUGAAGUUUACUACAUAUACCAACUGAAGAACAAGUCUGUCAUUUCAAGGUUGUUCUUGAAUGAUACAAGUUCUUCCCGACAGCGAUAUGUGUGGGUUGAAGCUGAUCAAGCCUGGAGGCUAUAUGCAUCAGUGCCACGUGAUUAUUGCGACACUUACAGCCUUUGUGGUGCGAAUGGAGUUUGUGUAAUGAGUGACUCCCCUGUUUGUCAAUGCUUGGAAGGUUUUAAACCGAAAUCAUCGGAAAGGUGGAAGUUGAAGGACUGGUCUCAAGGAUGCAUGCUCAGCAAGCCAUUGAACUGCCAGAAUAAGGAUGUAUUCAUCAAAUUUUCUCACCUGAAAUUACCGGAUACUGUCAACUCUGGGGUAGACGGUACUAUGAGUAUUAAAGAUUGCAGGGAAGCAUGCUUGAAAAAUUGUUCGUGUAUGGCUUACUCAAACUCAAAUAUUAGAGGACAAGAAAUUGGAUGUGUCCUUUGGUUCGGUGAUCUGAUUGAUAUUCGGCAGAUUCCAAAUGGUGGUCAGGACUUGUAUAUACGGAUUGAGGCUUCAGGACAAGGUGCUUCUCUAAAAGGCUUGUGGUUAAAGCAUUGGCUUGUGGUUAAAGCAUUCUCAGUUAGUCUAAUCACAGUGGCCGUGCUUUCUGUGUUGGUUUUCUUGUGCUACUAUCUUUCUCGGAGGAAGAAGAAGGAUAAAGGUAUAGGUGGACAAGAUUGCACCAGUACUGAAGGCCCAAAAGGGGACCUAGAGCUACCGUUCUUCGACUUAGCAACUGUAGCUCAUGCUACUGAUAAUUUCUCAGUAAACAAGCAGCUCGGUGAAGGAGGAUUUGGACCUGUUUACAAGGGAACACCAGAAGAUGGACAGCAAAUCGCUGUGAAGAGGCUUUCGAAGAGUUCUGGACAAGGACUGAAUGAAUUAAAAAAUGAAGUAAAACUGAUAGCUAAACUUCAGCACCGGAAUCUUGUAAAGCUCAUUGGAAGUUGUAUCGACGAUGAAGAAAAGAUGUUGAUCUACAAAUACAUGGCUAACGGGAGCUUGGACUCUCUCGUUUUUGAUCAAACAAGGCGGAAACAAUUAGGCUGGUCGAAAUUCUUCCAGAUCAUUGGCGAAAUUGCACGUGGUCUUCUCUACCUUCACCAGGAUUCAAGAUUGCGAAUUAUUCACCGAGACCUGAAAUCAAGUAACGUAUUACUUGACGCUGAGCUGAAUCCAAAGAUUUCAGACUUCGGUUUGGCUAGAACCUUUCAAGGAGAUCAGUGUGGAGACAACACAAAAAGAAUCGUUGGAACUUAUGGCUAUAUGGCACCGGAAUAUGGGCUUUACGGUCUAUUUUCAGUAAAAUCUGACGUCUUCAGCUUUGGCGUGCUAUUGUUGGAGAUAGUAACCGGACAGAAGAACGGAUGCUUCCAUCAUCCACACCAACAUCACAAUCUUAUAGGAUACGCAUGGAGAAUGUGGAUGGAUGAAGGGAGACCCCUCGAGUUAGCUGAUGAUUCCUCCUCAUUUGAGGACUCGAGUUCUAUGUUGGAAAUAUCGCGGUGCAUUCAUGUAAGUCUGUUAUGCGUCCAGCAGCGUCCGGAAGACAGACCGAAUAUGUCAGCUGUGGUGCUGAUGUUGAAUGGAGAGAGUUCACUACCACAGCCGAAACAGCCCGGGUUUCUGAUAGAUAUGAUACCAACUGAGUUUACUAGUAGCAGGCCUGAUUCUUGCACUGCAAAUCAAAUUACUUUUUCGUCUUUUGAGGCGCGUUAAGCUGACCGCUAGGCUUAAAUGAAGCAACAUGCUCGGUGAGGAUUCAUAUAACCGAUCUCUACUUACUCGGACUGGCGCGUCGUAGCUGCUUGUUGUUCUUGGUUUUCAUUGUGCAUUUGUCCAGUUAUGUUACACAGGAAUAUUUGAAAGUCAUGUCUAACUUACCUAAGUUUCUCAGACUCCUCCAAAAUGUCAUGGGGUGCGGGUCGGAUCCUUCGAAAGUAGUACAUUUUGGAGAGUCCGAGCAACUUAGAAACUUACUAGUCAUUUCUUGGUAAGUCGGUUUUCCCUGUCGAGGGGAACCUUGACGUAACUGGUAAAGUUGUUGUCAUGUGAGUAACAGGUAUGCGGUGGAAACAACCUCUUACGGAAAUGCAGUGUGAGAUUGCGUACGAUAAACUCUUACGAUUCGGCCUUUUCCUGAACUCCAUAUAUAGCAGAAGCUUUAGUACAUCAAGCUGACGUUUUAGGUUUUUACUGUUAUAGUUUCAAGAAAAUGAAAUAUUAAUUC